AUGCCAGGAUUUGCUCAGUGUCAGGAACUCCCUGGACCUGAAGGCAAGUUGCUGCUGGUGCUGCUGGCGCGCAGGAGCCGGCGCCAUGCGGGGACGCGUUACAACGCCCGGGGGUUGGACGAUGACGGCGAGGCUGCCAACUGGGUGGAGACGGAGAUGCUCGUAAAGCUGCCGGGGAACAAGGAGCACUGGCUCGCGCUCACGCAGGUGCGAGGCAGUGCGCCCGUGUUUUGGGAGCAGCGGUCAUCUGGGUCCAACGUCACUGUGACUCGAGGAUUCGAGUUGGCCAGCCUGGGCUUCCAGAAGCAUGAGGCGUGGAUGCAGAGAGAGUACGGAGAUUCCUUCUACGUCAGUCUGCUUUCGCAAGCUGGCAACAAGCGGGACACCGAAGGCCUGGCACUUGCGUAA
This is a messenger RNA of Effrenium voratum, 408 nucleotides long. NCBI's taxonomy places the organism in Eukaryota, Dinophyceae, Suessiales, Symbiodiniaceae. The record is from the annotation of a GenBank genome assembly.